AUGGGUAUUGAUAUGAGGGACAUCUGGCCUUUCCUUAUCUCGGAAGCCUAUAUCAUCCUGUAUUUAAAUACGAACACCAACACCGUCUGGUUCGGUACGCAUUCGGUCCAUCCCCAGUCCACAAUCCACAUCCAGCUAACCAUCAACCCACCUACCAAUCAGUGUAGGCAAAGCCCUAGCAAGCACAAUCUACACAGCCGGCAUCGCAUCUUCACAACAGCCCGCAACGUGGACAUGCCCUCCUACCUCUCCGACAUACCGAACGUGCUCAAACUCAGUCUAGAUGUCACCUCGAAGGAAGCCAUCACCAGCUCCCUAGCGGCCGCGGUGGACAAAUUCGCCCGCAUCAAUGUCGUCAUCAAUAAUGCCGGAUAUGGCAUCAAGGGCAAUACCGAAGCCAUCCCGAAUCGGAUGCUCGACUGCAGAUAG
Molecule: messenger RNA, 429 nt
Organism: Aspergillus tanneri
Lineage: Eukaryota; Fungi; Ascomycota; Eurotiomycetes; Eurotiales; Aspergillaceae
Exons: 2
Coding region: 1-429 (142 amino acids)
Source: RefSeq, a predicted model, not a curated record